GUCCGGGCGGAGCCGGCGGAGAGAGAGGACCCGACACACGGAGACAGAGCGAGAGAGAGAGAUGGCGUCUAACGAAAAUUUCGGGCAAGCUUCCACUCAAAACUACGGGAGCUACAGCGCCCAGCCGGGCCAGGGGGGCUACACACAGCCCCCACCGCAGGGGUACAACCAAGGUUACAGUGGGUACAGCCAGUCCACCGACACCUCUGCCUACACCCAGAGCGGUGGCAGCGGCUACGGCUCGUCUUACAGCCAGGCGCAGACUGGCUACGGGAACCAGCCCGCCUCUCAGGGCUACAGUCAUUCCAGCCAGGGCGGUUACAGCUCAUCCGGAUACGGCAACACCCAGACUCCUCAAAGCUCCUACGGCCAGCAAUCUUCCUACCCCAGCUACGGGCAACAGACUCCGUCCGCAACGUCCUCCAGCAGCGGCUACGGGGGAACGAACUCGCAGGCAGGCAGCUACGGGCACCAGCAGGGCGGCGGUGGUGGUGGAGGAGGUGGAGGCAGCGGCGGUUACGGCCAACAAGGCUCGUACGGACAACAGUCGGGGCCCUACAGCGGGCAGCAGCAAGGGUCGUACAGCGGGCAACAACAAGGGUCCUACAGUGGACAACAACAAGGCUACAGCGGCCAGCAACAAGGCUACAGCCAGCAGCAAGGAUACCAGAGCCAGCAGAGCGGAGGCUACGGGCAGCAAGGCCAAUACAGUGGUGGCGGUGGAUCAGGUGGAGGCGGUUACAACCAGGACUCCAGCCCAGGCGGUGGCUAUGGUAGCCAGGAGUCUGGCGGUGGCGGUGGUGGAGGCUACGGCGGGCAGUCGGACAGCCGGGGCCGAGGCCGUGGCGGUUACAGUCGCGGAGGAGGAGGAGGAGGGGGCGGUGGUGGCGCUGGAGGACCAGGAGGCGGCUUUGAGCGCGGUGGAGGAGGAGGCGAGAGGGGCCGUGGCGGUCGAGGCGGCAGCAGCAGAGGCGGCGGGGGCAUGAGCUGUACAGAGCGAGGUGGAUUCAAUAAGUUCGGUGGACCCAGAGACCAAGGGCCGGGAUCGUCCAACUCUGGAUCCGACCAGGACAACUCUGACAACAACACCAUCUUCGUGCAGGGACUGGGUGAGAGUGUGACUGUGGAGGCUGUUGCCGAAUUCUUCAAGCAGAUCGGCGUGAUCAAGGUGAGAUUUGUGGCCCGUAGUGGCCCUGCCAUCCAUCCCCAUGCACGUGCCCCAGGCAACAGGCCAUUCGGCCCACCUAAGAGUCCCGAAGCAGGGCCGCACACAGUUCAAGAAUAAGGGGUCAGCCAUUUGGGACUGAGAUGAGGAGAAACUUUUCCACCCAGAGAGUUGUGUGAAUCUGUGGCCAUUUGGGACUGAGAUGAGGAGAAACUUUUCCACCCAGAGAGUUGUGUGAAUCUGUGGCCAUUUGGGACUGAGAUGAGGAGAAACGUUUCCACCCAGAGAGUUGGGACUGAGAUGAGGAGAAACUUUUCCACCCAGAGAGUUGUG
Leucoraja erinaceus (little skate) is the source of this 1498-nucleotide messenger RNA. Its product is annotated as RNA-binding protein FUS-like. Gene Ontology annotation, biological process: regulation of DNA-templated transcription. Gene Ontology annotation, cellular component: nucleus. NCBI's taxonomy places the organism in Eukaryota, Metazoa, Chordata, Chondrichthyes, Rajiformes, Rajidae. Gene Ontology annotation, molecular function: transcription coregulator activity; RNA binding. The record is from RefSeq and is a predicted model, not a curated record. The transcript is spliced from 9 exons. The coding region runs from base 62 to 1285 and encodes 407 amino acids.